AUGCUGUCAGUAACAAGGGGAGCAUCAUUACGAGGCUGCAUCGACACAGAUGGACCAUGGAAAUAUGAACUGCAGUCUUUGACCAAAGCACUUGUCAAUGGAGGAGAGAAGAGACCUGCUUCAGAUGUGGGGAAGAAACCCAAAACUCCCAAAAAGAAGAAGAAGAAGGACCCAAAUGAGCCACAGAAGCCCGUGUCUGCCUAUGCAUUAUUCUUUCGAGACACUCAAGCAGCCAUCAAGGGCCAAAACCCAAAUGCUACUUUUGGGGAAGUCUCUAAAAUUGUAGCAUCAAUGUGGGACGGCUUAGGAGAAGAACAAAAACAGGUAUACAAAAAGAAAACUGAAGCUGCCAAGAAGGAAUAUCUGAAGCAGUUAGCUGCCUACAGAGCAAGCCUUGUAUCCAAGAGCUACAGUGAACCUGUUGACGUUAAGGCCUCCCAGCAACCUCAGAUGAUGAAUUCAAAGCAGUCAGUGUUUCAUGGGCCUGCCCAGGCUCACUCUGCACUGUACCUCAGUUCCCACUACCACCAACAACCAGGAAUGAAUCCUCAUAUCACUGCCAUGCAUGCCAAUAUCCCCAGGAACAUAGCACCUAAGCCCAACAGCCAAAUGCCAGUGACUGUUUCCAUAGCAAACAUGGCCGUGUCCCCCCCACCACCGCUCCAGAUCAGCCCUCCUCUGCACCAGCAUCUCAACCUACAGCAGCACCAGCCUCUUACAAUGCAGCAGCCCAUUGGGAACCAGCUACCGAUGCAGGUCCAGUCUGCUUUACAUUCACCUACAAUGCAGCAAGGGUUUUCUCUUCAGCCUGAUUAUCAGAGCAUCAUCAAUCCAACAUCUACAGCUGCACAAGUUGUUACCCAAGCAAUGGAGUAUGUUCGUUCAGGGUGCAGAAAUCCUCCAGCACAGACUGUGGACUGGAAUAAUGACUACUGCAGUAAUGGGUAA
This is a messenger RNA of Tinamus guttatus (white-throated tinamou), 948 nucleotides long. The record is from RefSeq and is a predicted model, not a curated record. NCBI's taxonomy places the organism in Eukaryota, Metazoa, Chordata, Aves, Tinamiformes, Tinamidae.